Messenger RNA from Maudiozyma barnettii, 2361 nucleotides. RefSeq names its product DNA repair protein RAD16 (gene RAD16). The transcript has a single exon. The record is from RefSeq and is a predicted model, not a curated record. Gene Ontology annotation, molecular function: metal ion binding; ATP-dependent chromatin remodeler activity; ATP binding. NCBI's taxonomy places the organism in Eukaryota, Fungi, Ascomycota, Saccharomycetes, Saccharomycetales, Saccharomycetaceae. The coding region runs from base 1 to 2361 and encodes 786 amino acids.
AUGAGUGCACAGGAAGCAGGCGGAUUUAUUCGCAAAAGAAGGACUAGAUCCAGUGUGAAAAAAGUAAACUAUAAGGAGAAUAGUGAUAAUGAAGAUAAUAAUACCAUACUAAAGGAUGAAUCGACUGAAGUAGAUGAACCAUUUGUUGAAAGGAAGAACAAAAGUGAUGAUAGUGAUGUGUAUUAUUCUGCAAGUGAAUCAACAAUGGGUGUCAAAGAAGAGUCCAUCGAGAUUAAAGGUGAGGAUUCUGAAUACAACCAGGAAUCCAUAACUGUUGCAUCUCAGGAUGAGAACGAAGAUGAUGAUGAUGAUCAACCCCUUAGUAAGAAAAGAAAGACCAGAGCAAAGACAAAGACUAAACGGAAACCUGCUGCUAAGGGCAAAAAGAGAAAACCACCAAAGACAACCCCUUAUGAGAGAAAUACCAUGCGGCUGUUCGAAAACCAUCCGGAGUUGGUAAAUGUGUUCCCAGAUUUAAAGAAUUCACCAAAAUAUGUCGCACAGAGAGCUCCUCAACCUAGUGGAUUAUCGAUUAGGUUGUUACCGUUUCAACUGGAAGGUCUUCAUUGGUUGUUAGAACAAGAAAAUGGUAAAUAUGGAGGUGGUGUCCUAGCAGAUGAAAUGGGUAUGGGGAAAACAAUACAAACAAUAGCACUAUUGAUGAACGAUUUAACCAAAAGACCUUCCUUAGUAGUGGCUCCAACUGUGGCUCUGAUGCAGUGGAAGAAUGAAAUAGAUCAACAUACUAAUGGAAAAUUAAAAAUUUACACCUAUCAUGGUGCUUCCAAAACAGUUAAUAUUGCCGAUUUAGCACCAUACGAUGUCAUUUUGACGACGUACUCAGUGUUAGAAUCCAUUUAUAGGAAACAAACAUACGGUUUCAAAAGAAAGUCGGGAUUGCUUAAAGAACCUUCUGCAUUACACAAUAUGAAAUUCUACAGAGUGAUUCUAGAUGAAGCUCAUAAUAUUAAAGAUAGACAAAGUAACACAGCUAAAGCUGUUAAUAAUCUGCAAACUGAAAAAAGAUGGUGUUUGAGUGGUACUCCAUUACAAAACAGAAUUGGUGAAAUGUAUUCCCUGAUCAGAUUUUUAGACGUUGAACCAUUCUCAAAAUAUUUCUGUACUAAAUGUGAAUGUGCCUCUAAGGAGUGGCAUUUUUCAGAUUUCAUGCAUUGUGAUUCUUGUAAUCAUGUUGUUAUGCAACAUACAAAUUUUUUCAACCAUUUUAUGUUAAAGAAUAUCCAGAAAUUUGGUGUUGAGGGACCAGGUCUUGAAUCCUUCAAUAACAUUCAGAUACUAUUGAAAAAUGUCAUGUUGAGGAGAACAAAAGUCGAAAGAGCAGACGAUUUAGGUCUACCGCCAAGAAUUGUAACCAUCAGAAGAGAUUAUUUCAAUGAAGAAGAGAAGGAUCUGUACAGAAGUUUAUAUACCGACGUUACGAGAAAAUAUAAUUCGUAUGUCGAAGAAGGUGUGGUGCUAAACAAUUAUGCUAAUAUUUUCUCCUUGAUUACUAGAAUGAGACAAUUGGCUGAUCAUCCUGAUUUAGUCCUGAAACGUAUGACAAAUAAAACAGCAUCCGUCGAAGGUGUGAUUGUAUGUCAAUUAUGUGAUGAUGAGGCGGAAGAACCUAUCGAAUCCAAGUGUCAUCACAAAUUCUGUAGACUUUGCAUAAAAGAAUAUGUGGAAUCAUAUUUAGAGACUGAAAAAAAUCUAACUUGCCCUGUCUGUCAUAUUGGUCUAAGUAUAGAUUUAUCACAACCUGCAUUGGAGGUCGAUAUAGAUCAAUUUAAAAAACAAAGUAUUGUAAGUCGACUAAAUAUGAAGGGAACUUGGAGAUCAUCGACUAAAAUCGAAGCUCUUGUAGAAGAGUUGUACAAACUAAGGAGUCCUGUUAGAACUAUUAAGUCUAUUGUUUUCUCUCAAUUUACAAGUAUGUUGGAUUUAGUUGAAUGGAGAUUAAAAAGAGCAGGUUUCAAAACUGUGAAACUACAAGGUAGCAUGUCGCCAAUUCAAAGAGAUCAAACAAUCAAAUAUUUUAUGAAUAACAUUGAAUGUGAGGUAUUUUUGGUUAGUUUAAAGGCUGGUGGUGUCGCCUUAAACUUGUGUGAAGCAUCUCAUGUAUUUUUAUUGGAUCCAUGGUGGAACCCAAGUGUCGAAUGGCAAAGUGGUGACAGAGUACAUAGAAUAGGUCAAUUCAGACCGGUGAAGAUCACUAGGUUCUGUAUUGAAGAUAGUAUUGAAGCGAGAAUUAUUGAGCUACAAGAAAAGAAGGCCAACAUGAUCCACGCAACUAUAAAUCAGGAUCAAGCUGCUAUUAGUAGACUUACACCUGCAGAUUUACAGUUUUUGUUUAACAAUUAG